AUGUCUAUGCCUUUAGCUCUCGCUUCUCUUUGUUUGCUUCUUCUUUUCAAUGGCUGCCUGGCUUCUCGCCAGAAUAUAUUUGGCCAGAACAAAGAGUGGGGGCUCAACCAGCUCGAGGCCCGCGAACCCGACAACCACAUUCAGUCUGAGGCCGGUGUGACCGAGUCAUGGAACCCCAGAGACCCGCAGUUCCAAUGGGCCGGUGUCGCAGCCGUUCGACGCACCAUCGAGCCCAACGGCCUUCACCUUCCCUCUUACGUCAAUGCUCCGCAACUCAUCUACAUCGUCAGAGGUAGGGGUGUGUUAGGAGCUGUGUUUCCUGGGUGUGCCGAGACUUUUGAGGACUCUCAGCCGCAGCAAUUCCAGCAGCAGCAGCAGCAGCAACAGUUCCAGCCCUCUCGCCAAGAAGGAGGACAGGGACAACAGCAGUUCCAGGGCGAGGACCAGCAAGACCGCCACCAGAAGAUCCGACACAUCAGAGAGGGUGACAUCAUCGCUUUGCCAGCCGGUGUCGCUUACUGGAGCUACAACAACGGCGAACAGCCUCUCGUGGCUGUUUCUUUCCUUGACCUCAGCAACGACCAAAACCAGCUCGACCAAGUGCCCAGGAGAUUUUACCUAGCUGGCAACCCACAAGACGAGUUCAACCCGCAACAACAAGGACGACAGCAGCAGCAGCAACAGCAAGGCCAGCAAGGCAACGGCAACAACAUCUUCUCCGGCUUCGACACUCAGCUCCUCGCACAGGCCCUCAACGUCAACCCAGAGACCGCGAGGAACCUCCAGAGCCAGAACGACAACAGGAACGAGAUUGUCAAAGUGCAGGGCCAGCUCGACUUCGUCAGCCCCUUCAGCAGGUCUGCCGGCGGCCGAGGCGACCAAGAGCGCCAGCAGGAAGAGCAACAGAGUCAGCGUGAAACGGAAGAGAAACAGAGGGAGCAAGAGCAGCAGGGAGGAGGCGGCCAGGACAAUGGCGUUGAGGAGACUUUCUGCAGCGCCAGGCUCAGUCAGAACAUCGGUGACCCUUCACGCGCCGACUUCUACAACCCUCAGGCCGGCCGCAUCAGCGUCGUGAACAGAAACCAUCUCCCCAUCCUCCGCUACCUACGCCUCAGCGCCGAGAAAGGUGUCCUCUACAACAACGCUAUCCACACUCCACACUGGCACCUGAACGCCAACGCGCUGGUGUACGCGAUCAGAGGCAACGCUAGGGUUCAGGUGGUGAACGAGAACGGUGAUUCCAUCUUGGACGACGAGGUGAGAGAGGGACAGAUGUUUUUGGUCCCCCAGAACCACGCCGUCAUCGCGCAGGCAAGCAACGAAGGGUUCGAGUACAUUUCGUUCAAGACGGACGACAAUUCCUUUACCAACACCCUAGCAGGGCGAACCUCGGUGCUGAGGGCCCUGCCAGAUGAGGUGCUGCAAAACGCCUUCCGGAUUUCGAGGCAGGACGCAAGGAACCUCAAGUACAACAGGCAGGAGAGCAGACUUUUGAGCGCCACUUCUCCUCCUCGCGGGAGGCUUAUGUCCAUCCUUGGUUAUUAG
Molecule: messenger RNA, 1545 nt
Organism: Prunus armeniaca (apricot)
Lineage: Eukaryota; Viridiplantae; Streptophyta; Magnoliopsida; Rosales; Rosaceae
Source: the annotation of a GenBank genome assembly